Microdochium trichocladiopsis is the source of this 1093-nucleotide messenger RNA. RefSeq lists its product as uncharacterized. Gene Ontology annotation, molecular function: S-adenosylmethionine-dependent methyltransferase activity. The transcript has a single exon. Bases 52 to 840 code for a protein of 262 amino acids. NCBI's taxonomy places the organism in Eukaryota, Fungi, Ascomycota, Sordariomycetes, Xylariales, Microdochiaceae. The record is from RefSeq and is a predicted model, not a curated record.
GCGCUGGCGCCGCGCUUCGAGGCGGCCUGGGGGCUCGACCCUUCCGAGGGCAUGAUUGGUGCUGCGAGGGAGAUUGGCGGCGAUACCGGCGGCACGGCAGGAGCAGCGCGACCGAUCCGCUUCGAGGUCGCCGACGCCGAGGAGCUCGCCGUCGUGCCGGCCGGGAGCGUCGACCUGAUCGUCUCGGCCGCCGCGGCGCACUGGUUCGACAUGCCGCGCUUCUGGCGGGCCGCGGGGCGGGUGCUGAAGCCCGGCGGCACCGUGGCCCUCUGGGUCGGCGGCGCGAUCCGGCCGGACGCCGACUUCCUCCCCGACCAGGUGGUCGCCGGGGAGAUCCAGGCGGCCGUGGACGAGUUCGACGCCGAGGUGGACGCGUUCCUGAUGCCCGGGAACCGGCUGUGCGUGGGGCUGUACCGAGACCUGGGCAUGCCGUGGGAUGACGGCCGCCACCCCCGGACAGACUCCAGUGCCGGUGCCGGUGCCGGUGCCGGUGAGGGUGAGGGUGGUCAAGAUGCCGGCGAGGUGUUUGACAAGGAGACGUUCCGCCGGGUGGAGUGGGGCACCCAGACUCCCGGGUCUCUCCCGAUGGCCGAGUUCCUGGCCAACGGCGGGCGCGAGGUCCCGCUCGACGCGCUCGAGAUGGUGCUCGGCACCGCGAGCUACGUGACGCGCUGGCGCGAGGCCAACGCCCACCUCGCGGGCACCGGCGCGGACGUGGUCAAGAAGUUCCGCGCCAAGGUGCAGGCGGCGCUCGAGAGGGCCGGCCUGCCGGCGGAUCGGAUCAGAGGUGGGAUGCUGGGAGUGCUCUUGCUGGUCAAGAAGAAGGCGACCUUGGAGUGAAGGAUAUCAAAUGGACAAUCUAGGUUGUUGGCGGUGAAAGAGCAGGGCCCCUCCCCCCUGUGGGAUUUGUAAUGUUUAAUAUUGUAACCUAGUAGCGCAUGUGAGAAGCAAGAUGAAAGCAUGAGGUUUCAUGACGGCGACAAAGAUGGUGUCGAAGCUCGACCCCGUUUCCUCUGCUUUGUUAAUCACGCAUAGGCUUGUCAUGGUCAAAGAGUGUAAUACAUUGGAAAACAAAUAUACUGGUUCAGUCAAA